Rotaria sp. Silwood1 is the source of this 1782-nucleotide messenger RNA. The record is from the annotation of a GenBank genome assembly. Lineage: Eukaryota; Metazoa; Rotifera; Eurotatoria; Philodinida; Philodinidae.
AUGAAUUGUAAAAGUAUAAGUAAAUUAGAAGAUUUACCUGAUGAAUUAUUACUUAUAAUUUGUCAUUAUUUAAAUAUAAUUGAAAUUUUAAAUAGUUUUAGUUGUUUAAAUAAUCGUUUAUCUAAAACAAUAAAUGAAUUUACUAUAAAAAUAGAUUUAAAUAUAAUUCCAUUAAAAUUAAUAAAUCGUUUUCUAAAUGAAAUAUUACCAAAUAUAAGUAUGAAUGUUCGUUCAUUAAUAUUUAAUGAUAAUUUUGAAUAUUUUCCAAUAAAAUUUGAAAUGUUUAAUAAUCUUGAAUCAAUACAUUUUAUAAAUUUAUUUUCGGAAAAUUUUCUUCUUAAUAUAAAAGAAAUAAAAAUUGAUUUAGUUCCAGUUAAUAUACAAAUUGAUUUAUUAAAAAGAUUUUUUUCAUCAAAUCAAUAUACAAAAUUAAAAAAUUUAGAACUUAUUUCAUUUCAUGGUUUUACAUUUUCAAAUAUAGAAUUAAAUAAUUCAAUACAAAUUGAAAAUUUAACAAUAACAUUAAAAAAUAAUGUAGAUUUAUUUGAAUUACUUUAUUUAUUAUCAUCUUCAAUUGAACAAUUAUAUAUUCAUAUACUUUAUAAUGGACCAUUUAAAUCAAUAAAAUCAUAUUCAUUACCAUUAAAAUUACUUAAACUUCGUUAUUUUCAUUUAAAAACAACAUUUGAAGAUUCAAUUAAAUUUAAACAAAUAGAAAAAUUAAUAAUUGAUUCAUUUUAUUUAAUUGAAUAUUUAUCAAUUGAAACAUUAACACGUGAUCAAGAUUAUAUUGAUGGAUAUCAAUGGGAAAAUUUAUUAAAAAAAUUAAUUUAUUUAAAAAAUUUUUCUUUUUCUAUUCGAUAUCGUUUUAAAAUAGAUGAAAAUUAUCAUCAAGAAAUUAGUGAAAAUUAUUUAUUAAAUUCAUUUUCAACUGAUUUUUGGUUAAUUCAACGAAAAUGGUUUAUUCAAUUUUAUUCAACUUAUUCAAUUAUUAAUGAAAAUUAUUCAAAUAAUUUUAUUAAAAGAAAAAAUUAUGAAAAAUUAUAUUUACAUACAAUUCCUUAUUCAUAUGAAUUUAUGGAUGCAACUAUUGAUAUUAAUAAAACAAAAUCAACUAACAAUCAAUUUACAACAAGAGAAAUCUAUUCCAAAGUUCGUCAUCUUUAUUAUGAUGGUGAAAAUAUUCCAAUUAAAUUUGAAUGUUUAAAAAAUAUUCUUGAUAAUUUUAAAUCAAUAACUGAAUUAAAAUUAGAUCGUUUAAUAAUUGAUUCUUCAUCAAUAUUAUUAAAUAAAAUAAAUAUUCGUCAUUUAAAUAAAUUAACUAUUUAUAAUACAGAAGAAAAAAUUUCAUUAAAUAUAAAUUUUCUUAAUUUAACAUCAAUGUAUAAUCUUCGUUAUAUUCGUAUACCUCAAAUAUGUCUUCCAGAUAAUUUACAAAUGCCAAAACAACUUGAAACACUUAUAUUAACUGAAUGUCGAGAUUUUCAUUUUGAUUUUAUACAUAAAUAUGAAAAUUUACGUAUAUUAAAAUUAUAUUUAAAUAAUUUUGAUCGUUUAUUAGAAAAUAAUGGUGAAUUAAUUAAAAAUUUAAUUAAUUCAAUUUAUAAUGAAAAUAAUAUAAUGGAAACACUUCAAUUAAUGUGUCAUGGUGUUAAUCAAACCAAAGUUAAAAUAUUUGAAAAACAAUUUAAUUUAAAUAAUAUUUAUUAUUUAAAUGCAAAUUAUGAUGGAAAAUCUUUGAUAAUACAACGAUCUAAUCAAUAUUUUGAUCAAUUUAUUUAA